Mesorhabditis belari is the source of this 999-nucleotide messenger RNA. NCBI's taxonomy places the organism in Eukaryota, Metazoa, Nematoda, Chromadorea, Rhabditida, Rhabditidae. The record is from the annotation of a GenBank genome assembly.
AUGACUGCUGCAAGUAAAAAUGGAGUUGAGAAAGAAGAAGGAGGGCCAUUAAUUGCUCGACGAAGGACGCUUCAACAGAAACCACCCAGUGCCUUACUCACUUUUCUCUUCACCAGAGAGAAAGGAGAGUUCUGCGGACGAACUCCAAGGAGUUGGCUGGAAAUCACAAUUUUCUACAUUAUUUUCUAUACCAUCUUAGCCGCUUUCUGGAUUGCUUGCCUUUCUAUAUUUCUCGGAACUUUGGAUCGAAAGGUGCCACGUUUCUAUGGGAAAGGAUCAAUUCGUGGAAUUCACCCUGGAGUCGGUUAUCAACCAUGGUUGAAGGAGAAGCCAGAUUCAACGCUGAUUAAGUUCAACGUUCGAGAUCAUAGGACGUACAAGCCUUUCGUCGAUCAAUUGACCGGAUAUUUGGAUAAAUACAAUGAUGCGAAUGAAACUCGAGAAUGCAAUGAUCCAGAUGAUAGCAAUUGGCAGGCGAGCGGAGAUGAAUAUGUGCCAGCCUGUCAAUUUAAGCUCGAUUUGUUCAAGAAAGCAGGUUGCUCACCUGAAGAUCAUUUUGGAUACAAGAGUGGAAAACCAUGUGUGAUCAUUACUUUGAACCGACUCAUUGGAUGGGAGCCAUUCGCGUACAGCUCGGAAAGUGUUCCUGAGGCUGUUCGUGACCGUUAUCGUAGCGAUUCAAUUGCAAUUAACUGUGAUGGAACCAAUCUGAUUGAUAAAGAACACAUUGGAAACUUGACGUACGUGCCACCUCACGGUAUUGAGGGAAAAUACUUCCCGUAUUCUGUGUUACCAAAUUAUCAUCAACCAAUUGCAAUGGUGAAGUUUGAAAGCCUCCCAACAAAUAAGUUAGUCUUUGUGGAGUGUCGGGCUUACGCUGGCAACAUUCAACACGACAUCACUCAAAAACUUGGGCUGAUCCAUUUUGAGGUCUUCGUACAGUCCAAAGCAGUCAAAGGUCUCAAGGCAAGUUUGAAUACUGAUGGAGUUUCAAGCCAA